Molecule: messenger RNA, 927 nt
Organism: Artibeus jamaicensis (Jamaican fruit-eating bat)
Lineage: Eukaryota; Metazoa; Chordata; Mammalia; Chiroptera; Phyllostomidae
Gene: CPXCR1
Product: CPX chromosome region candidate 1
Exons: 1
Coding region: 1-927 (308 amino acids)
Source: RefSeq, a predicted model, not a curated record
AUGUCUUCUCCUACUAAAGGAGAAAGUGAUCCAGCUGAUAACAUUCUCAAACAUUCAGAAGAUGAGGCUCCAAAUGACUUUAGUAUGGAUAGAGAGACUGCUUUUGCUGAAUCAGAUAUGAUUGCUCAGGCUGAAAGCAACCCAAUGGAUCUGGAGCUAGACACAGCAAAUGAGCAGGAGCACACUGUUCUUCAACCCACAGAGAAUAACAAGCUUGAAGUAGAGAAGAAUAAAGAGGAACCUCAAGAAGAUUUAAAAGAAGAUUCCCAUCUAGUAGAGAUUCCUAGUAAAGAGGUCUUUGCUAUGUCAGGAUUAGGGAGAGUUACCCCUCUGAAUACACCACUAGCAAAUACAAAUGAAACUAAUCCAAUAACUCCCUCACCCAAUAGACCAAGUUUCACAUCAGGAAACACUCAGAGGGAAACUGGAAAGAUCUAUUAUGUCAACAUAAAUUACAAAAUCCCUUUCCAGUUUUCACUUUCUUGGAAAAUACCAUUUACUAACAUUCAUGAGAGGCGAAGAAUGUUUCUUCGCAUGGUGUGUGAGGGAUAUUUCUCUCACAUUUUAGGCCAUCGUAAUACCAUGCGGGUAAAGCCAAAAUUUAGAGCACUUCUCAUAGGCUCCAAUACUUCCAGAAAUGGUGAGAGAGCAACAACACUUAGAAGACCCCUGAGGGUGCACUUCUGCAAUGCCCUCUGUGAGAGGAAGGCAGGCAAAAAAAUGUCCAUAUCAACGGAUGCUGACAAGGAGAAAUUUCCACAGACCAAAUUUGAAAAUGCACUUCGCAACAAAGUUUCUGAGGAUAAUUUGAGAGUGAUGAUUACACUAACUGACAAUGGUUGGAAGUACUUCUGUCCCAUUUGUGGGGGCACUUUUGACAGUGUAGUUGAACUGAGAAUCCACUCCUGUAGUUCUCUGGAGGACUAA